Molecule: messenger RNA, 474 nt
Organism: Prunus armeniaca (apricot)
Lineage: Eukaryota; Viridiplantae; Streptophyta; Magnoliopsida; Rosales; Rosaceae
Source: the annotation of a GenBank genome assembly
AUGAGACGGCGCUUGGAGGACUCGUUCAUCCUCUUGGCUUCGGCAGCUCUCCUGUCUUCCGUCACUGCAAAAAAAAAGGGGUUCGGUAAGACCCGCAACAGAAAAGAAGAAGCAACUUUUAUAACACCAAGUAUACUCACUCUCGGCAGGAUCGACCAGCUGGGCUCGGAUCAGAUUGGUGGUGAAGAGGAACUGCGGAUAUACCCUCUCCUCGGCAGGGACUUUCCUCUUCACCCUCUCCACUUGCUGAAUCUCGGCCUGAGUUGCAAUCGGCUGCUUCAGCUUACCUACAAAAAGAAGAGCAAAGAGGGGUUACUCACGGUAAAACGUAUAGCUGAGGUAAGGUACCGAACGGCACGUGGUCCUACCGGCCAUUUGGAAGGUUGUGGGAAUGCGAAAUCGGACGGGCUGUCCCGAAGGCGACUCCCAGUCGCCCGAGAGGAGCACCCGCCGAUUCCUCCACGACUUCUGUGA